Molecule: messenger RNA, 1187 nt
Organism: Drosophila kikkawai
Lineage: Eukaryota; Metazoa; Arthropoda; Insecta; Diptera; Drosophilidae
Source: RefSeq, a predicted model, not a curated record
UUUGAUUACUCUCGUAUCAAAACUCAAAAUAAAUAAAAAUAAAUUGUUAAUUAAUACACAUUUUUUUUAUUGUGUAUUAAUUCCGUUUUUUUUUCAUUUGACCAAAAUCAAUUGAUUCUUAGUGAACAAUUACUAACUGCAAGGGUAUAGAAGUUAAGCCGAAGUUAAUUUAUUUCCUUAUCUUGUUUGUUAUUCAAUUGAUUUAAUAGAAAUAAUACAUUUUACGUAAUUGAUAUAGGGGUAAAUUUUAAUUUACUAACAAGAAAUAAAUUUUUUAAAAGUACAAACUAUGGAAAAAAAGUAAAAAAUGCAUCGGCCUAAUAUGGUGGUCCACAUAAAAAUGAAUGAUUUUUUUGUGUUUCAUUGCAUCUUUUAAAAAACGCAUUACAUACAAGUAUCAGAUUUAUUUUUUGUUGUUAAUUGAGCAAAUACACAUACAUUAAUAAAAGACUUUCUAGCUUUUUUUAACAGGUUAGAAUUGGUUCCUAUAUAAUGUAUUAUUGGAGUAAUAAAGCAGCGCAGAGCCAACAAAUGCAGUUACAAAAGAUCCUGCCACUGACUCAACUAUUCGAUAUUGAAAAUUUAAAAAGCACAAAACAUUUCAAUGCUGAACUUAGUAAUAAUAAUAAUCAAAAAUACUUAGAGGAUGAAACUAGCAUUGAUAAAGCAAAGCUGUAUUUCGUUCAAAGUGGAAUAUUGGGACCAAAUACUUUUAAAGAGUCAAGUGACUUGAUAAGAAAAACAUCAACUAUUCAUGCUGAUACGUGCCUUAGAAACCAGAUCCGGAGGACGUCAUUGUGUCUACGUUCGAGAGUAGCUAGCGAAAGAAUGAAGAGUUAUGAUGAUACCCUUAUUGUUCUUAAAGCCGAAAUAAACUUAAUGAGAAGGACCUUAGACCAAGGAGAGAUUAAAAUUAUUACCCUACGUACUGAAAUUGGAAAGCUAAAGCGCUUACUGCAAAAGAUAAUGCAUGUUCAGAUGGAAGACUGUCGUAAUCACACAGAAGAAACUUUAAUAAUUCAGAGUCCAAUGCCGGGUCUAUGUUUAUUUUGUCAACAAAAAUAUAGUACUUCAGUAAAAUGAUCAGCGUAAAUAGUAUUGAUCAUAUAAUAAUAAUAGUAAAUAGUAGUAAAAGCAAGAAAGAAAGAUUACAAUGGAUACAAUAAAAAAAAAUAACAAAAAACAUA